CACCGAUCAACAGAAAGAGCCGAAGAUGUCAGCUCAGUUAUUGUGCCCUGAUGAUCAGUGUAGCCCCAGCAGUGUCACCUGUCAGUGUCCAUCAAUGCCAGCUGUCAGUGCCCAUCAAUGCCACCUGCCAGUGCCCAUCAGUGCCACAUCAAUGCCACAUAUCAGUGCCCAUCUGAGCUGCCUUCCAGUGUCACCUAUCAAUGCCAGUUAGUGCCACCUAUCAGUGCUACCAAUCAGUGCCACCUGUCAGUGCGCAUCAGUGCCACUCAGUGCCACUAUCAGUGCCAUUUAUGAGUGCUGCCUUUCAGUGCCCAUCAGUGA
Staurois parvus is the source of this 321-nucleotide messenger RNA. Lineage: Eukaryota; Metazoa; Chordata; Amphibia; Anura; Ranidae. The record is from the annotation of a GenBank genome assembly.